This is a messenger RNA of Colletotrichum phormii, 963 nucleotides long. RefSeq lists its product as uncharacterized. The record is from RefSeq and is a predicted model, not a curated record. The transcript has a single exon. The coding region runs from base 411 to 851 and encodes 146 amino acids. Lineage: Eukaryota; Fungi; Ascomycota; Sordariomycetes; Glomerellales; Glomerellaceae.
UGUUCAGGGGUGGAUGGCGGCGUCUGCCUUGGCUAUGCUUUUGCAUUUCGGUCCGUGUCCCAGAAUGCCUGGUCCCGGGUUGCACAUCGACCGAUCUCAGGUCGAUUAGUGAUGAAGGCGAGAGGUAAGGUCGGCAACGGGCUGGGUGUCGCUCCGCCGUGCGCAUCCGUAUAUCGGCCAGACCAGCAAGACCCCUUCCCCGGGGCUCCGAUCGUUGACAUGGACAUUGCAUUUGACAAGUCAGAGGAGGGUAAACAUGGCCCUAUGAGGUGAAACCAAAAAGAAAGCAGUCGGCAGUCCAAAUUUGGUAUGCCUCCACCAGCAAUCAGCCGAGCAGAUUCCAACGACGAUGAUCCGAAUUAGCGCCGUACUCUGGACGUUUUACUGAAGACGCAGGCGACGAAUGUUGCAUGGGUUCUAGUGUCUUGUUCGGACUCUCAGAGUUUGCACACGCUAUUUUUGUCGGGAGUGUGGGAACAUUGGUAGCGACGCAACAAUACUCUGUAGGCGCGAAGCAUGUAAGGAUGGAUGGAACCAGACAAGGUUUGCCGAGCUGCCAUGUCCGAAAUAUCGAGGUUCGUGGGAUGGCACCUUGGGAUGCGGAUAAGCCCGCAGAAAGGACCCCCGGUCGUUUGAAGGUUCUCCACUUGCUUGGCCCAACUCGGCCCAACUUGCAGACAGGUGAUGGAAAGGCCAAGCAGCGUCUGCGUUCUGCGUUUGAAUGUCUCUGCUCCCAUAAGGUGCGGUGUGGUGGUGUCUCUUCACGGUUAGGCGUAAGUAGAGACAAGAAGAAGAGUCUCUUGGUGAAUGGGCGGAAUGGUUCGGAGCUGACUGCGACCCAAUUAUUGUGAAGGAUGUACGAUUCCGGGACGAGUUUGUGCCAGAGACAAUGCUGCUUGGUAUGUCUCGCGGGGGGGGAUUCGGUUGUUACACGAGAAACGAGACAGAGAAUGCCAGUGGAGG